AUGAAAUUGUUAGUUGGAAUCGUAUCGAGUAUUUUGGUGUUAAUAGUUGCAAUAAUCUUGGGAUUCCGCAGUCUCACAAAUUUCCAUUCAUCUUUGGUAGUCAAGGAUGAGUGGUGGGGAAAAUCUAUAGAUGCACCUUUACACUUACCAAAUAUUAGUGAUAUAAAAAUUGAAAGAAUGCCGUCAAUAAGUUUCGGAGAAGACGCACUUGAAGACUUGAAGCAGCGUAUAAGAAACACAAGAUAUUUUCACUCCUUGGAAAAUGCUAACUGGCAAUAUGGUAGUAACAUUGCCGAUUUGAAAGAAUUUGUCAAUUAUUGGCUUGAGGAAUAUCAUUGGAAAGAUCAUGAAGAAGCAUUGAAUACACUCAAUCAUUAUCAUGCAACUAUUGAUGGCAUCAAAAUCCACUAUGUCCAUGAGAAAUCUAUCAAGAAUACUGGUCAAUUGGUUCCAAUUAUGCUACUACAUGGCUGGCCUGGUUCAUUCUAUGAGUACAUAAAAGUGAUAAAGAUUCUCAUGACAAAUGCAAAUAGUGAUUUAGCUUUGGAUAUCAUUUGUCCGUCACUUCCUGGUUUUAUUUUUUCAGAAGCACCCCACAAGCCUGGACUUGACCUGCUGCAAAUAUCAAUCCUUUUUAAAAAGCUUAUGGCUCGUCUUAACUACACUAGUUACUAUAUUCAAGGUGGAGACUGGGGUACAGUUAUCGCUAGAUUGUUAGCAAACAUUGAUUCAAGUCAUGUCAAAGGCAUUCAUCUAAACUCAUAUCUAUCAUGGCCUCCAUAUGGUCCUUUUUCACUGUUCUCAGCACAAGUCUUUCCUACGUGGAGUCUUGGUAAUGACGGCAGCAAGUUUCUUCCACUGACCAAACUAUUCCUUAAAAUGGUGUGGGAAAUUGGAUACUUCUAUCUUCAAGCCACAAAGCCAGAAAGCAUUGCAGUUGCAAUUAAUGAUUCUCCUGUUGGUCUUGCAAACUACAUUCUUGAGAAAUUCUUCACUUGGUCAGGAUGUCAAUCAGACAAAAACAUGACGUGUUUGGAGUCAAGAUUUAACAAAGAUGAAAUCAUCACAAACAUUAUGCUAUACUGGUUCACUGGGAGUAUGCCUUCUGCAAUGCGAAUAUACCAUGAAAAUAAAUUUUCGCAUUUUGUACUACCUGUAAUUGUUCCUACAGCUGUUAUCAAUUUUGCUGAAGACAUUUUUGUAUCACCACCUACUUGGGCUAAAAAUACAUUCCCAAACAUCGUUCAACUCACUGAUUUUCCUCGAGGAGGUCAUUUUGGUGCUUUACAAGAGCCAGAAGUCUUUGCUGACGACAUUUGGACAUUCAUAAAAAAAGUUGAAACAAACAAAAACGAAAAAAAAAUGAAAUGAUUAUACAUUAGAGUAUGCACAUCACUGCAAGAUAUCGUAUUUGUAAAUGAAUUUCAAAUAUUGAAAUUCUAUGAUUGGGGAACAAGUAUUUGUGUGAUAUUGGCUCUCCUUUAUGAAUUUCUAUUGAAAUCAAA
Xenia sp. Carnegie-2017 is the source of this 1505-nucleotide messenger RNA. Its product is annotated as epoxide hydrolase 1-like. Gene Ontology annotation, molecular function: epoxide hydrolase activity. NCBI's taxonomy places the organism in Eukaryota, Metazoa, Cnidaria, Anthozoa, Malacalcyonacea, Xeniidae. Gene Ontology annotation, biological process: epoxide metabolic process. The record is from RefSeq and is a predicted model, not a curated record. The transcript has 5 exons. Bases 1 to 1371 code for a protein of 456 amino acids.